AUGGAACCCAUCAUCAAACCAGUUGCGCAGAGGAAAUUCCAGUCGGUGGAACACAAUCUAUCUGAGACUGUUUACAACAAAGAGUAUCUGGCUGCUCUUAUGGAUUGUCCUCAUAUAAUGAGAAAUGUAGCCAUUGCUGGUCAUCUUCAUCAUGGAAAGACAACUUUUUUGGAUUGCCUCAUGGAAGAAACACAUCCUGAGUUUUUCCGUGCAGAAGAUGCUGACACUAGAUACACGGAUACGCUUUUUAUUGAGCAACAACACGGUUGCUCUAUUAAGGCAAUGUUUGUCACAACUGUGAUGCAAGACACUCGCCAUAAGAGUUACCUCUUGAAUAUUAUUGAUGCUCAAGGAACCUUUGCCCAUCACGUUAUGUGUCAAUAUAAUCGAUCGCCUAAUUUUGAAGGUGAAGAUGCUUCCACGGAUGCUUACUACAAACUGCGACUGGUUAUCGACCAAGUGAAUGCUUUGCUCCAAACGUUCUCAACGGAGGAAAAUACUGCUGUCUUCUUUGCUAGAGAAUCUGAUUUUGCAUCUAGCCACUACAACUUAUGCUUCUCGCUCCUCUCUUUUACCAACAUCUAUGCUGAUCGAUAUCGAAACAUGCAUGCUCAUGAGUUUGCACGUCGGCUCUGGGGUAAGCUUACAGAAGAAGAGCAGAAAAUGAAUGUGCGACCAUUCAUUGCGCUUAUUUGCAAGCGCUUCUUUGGAGAUUUCAAAGCAUUUGUGGAUCUAGUUGUGAAGAACAUUAAAUCUCCCAUAGAGAAGUCAUAG
Cylicocyclus nassatus is the source of this 774-nucleotide messenger RNA. Lineage: Eukaryota; Metazoa; Nematoda; Chromadorea; Rhabditida; Strongylidae. The record is from the annotation of a GenBank genome assembly.